GUGCCUUGUGUGGGAUGCCGCCGCCCGCCGCCAUGGGGCUGAAGGCCGCCCAGAAGACGCUGUUCCCGCUGCGCUCCAUCGACGACGUAGUGCGCCUGUUCGCUGCGGAGCUGGGCCGAGAGGAGCCGGACCUGGUGCUUCUCUCCUUGGUGCUAGGCUUCGUGGAGCAUUUCCUGGCUGUCAACCGUGUCAUCCCCACCAACGUGCCCGAGCUCACUUUCCAGCCCAGCCCUGCACCUGACCCUCCUGGCGGCCUCACCUACUUUCCUGUGGCUGAUCUAUCCAUCAUCGCAGCCCUCUAUGCCCGCUUCACUGCCCAGAUCCGUGGCGCUGUUGACCUGUCUCUUUACCCUCGAGAGGGAGGUGUCUCCAGCCGUGAGCUGGUGAAAAAGGUCUCCGACGUCAUCUGGAACAGCCUCAGCCGCUCCUACUUUAAGGACCGGGCCCAUAUCCAGUCCCUCUUCAGCUUCAUCACAGGUUGGAGCCCAACAGGUGGCAAGGGGAGAGAAUGAAUCCUGUCCCACCUCUUCACAACACUCAGUAGUUUAUAAGCCCUUUUGAGACCUGUAAACCUUGUGUAGUGUUAAUUCUCCCUUUGCAGUUGGGGAAACUGAAGUCCAGAGAGGGGAAGUGAUGUGUCAGAGUCACACACAGAAUGGCAGGGCUUGGACUGGAACCUGAUUACUUGGCUCCAAAGUCAUUAACCUCUUCUCUGCCCCGUGGGACCCCCACCCCUGACACUGAGCAGCCACAGAGUCCUGCAGUCCAGCAUGAGGCACAGAGAUGGCAGUAAAAUUUGGAGAUAAAAUUGGGCUACAUUUGAGACAAUUAAAUGAAA
Messenger RNA from Nycticebus coucang (slow loris), 838 nucleotides. RefSeq names its product menin-like. Gene Ontology annotation, biological process: negative regulation of cell population proliferation; regulation of transcription by RNA polymerase II; negative regulation of cell cycle. Gene Ontology annotation, molecular function: Y-form DNA binding; transcription cis-regulatory region binding; chromatin binding. NCBI's taxonomy places the organism in Eukaryota, Metazoa, Chordata, Mammalia, Primates, Lorisidae. The transcript has a single exon. Gene Ontology annotation, cellular component: chromatin; histone methyltransferase complex; nucleus. The coding region runs from base 15 to 512 and encodes 165 amino acids. The record is from RefSeq and is a predicted model, not a curated record.